AUGUCCGCCACUCUAACGCACGAUCAAGUCACCAUCGCCCCAUUAGUCCUUCUUUCUAUUCUAGAUCAUUAUGAUCGUACGAAUACGCCAGAAAAUAAGAGAUGUCUUGGGGUUAUUCUUGGGGAUGCCACUAGCUCGACCAUAAAAGUGACCAAUUCAUUUGCCCUACCUUUUGAAGAAGACGAAAAGAACCCUGACGUUUGGUUUCUAGAUCAUAAUUAUAUUGAAAAUAUGAAUGAGAUGUGUAAGAAAAUUAACGCAAAGGAGAAAUUGAUUGGUUGGUAUCAUAGUGGGCCUAAAUUGAGAGCCUCUGAUUUAAAGAUAAAUGAAUUGUUUAAGAAAUACGUUCAGGGGAAUGAACCAUUAUUAUUAAUUGUAGAUGUAAAGCAACAAGGUGUUGGUUUGCCUACUGAUGCAUACGUGGCGGUAGAACAAGUGAAGGAUGAUGGGACAUCCACGGAAAGAACAUUCCUUCAUUUACCAUGUGAAAUUAAAGCAGAAGAAGCAGAAGAAAUUGGUGUGGAACAUUUACUAAGGGAUGUUAGAGAUCAAGCCGCUGGUGGACUAUCUAUUAGAUUAACAAACCAGUUGAAAUCUUUAAAGGGGUUACAAAGAAAAUUGAGCGACAUAGUUAAUUAUUUGAAUAAAGUCAUCGAACAUGAAUUACCAGUUAACCAUACCAUUUUGGGGAAACUACAAGAUGUGUUCAAUUUAUUACCUAAUUUGGGAGUGCCAGAUGAUGAUGAAAUGACCGAAGGUACCUCAGAUUUAAUAGACACUUCUAAUAAUUUACAAAAGGCAUUAACCGUGAAGACAAAUGAUGAACUAAUGGUAAUAUAUAUAAGUAAUUUGGUGAGAGCCAUAAUUGCCUUUGAUGAUUUGAUUGAAAAUAAGAUACAAAACAAGAAAUUACAAGAAAAGUUCGCCAAGGAGGAGGAUGAAAAGAAAACCGCUGCUGACGAAGAAAAGAUCGCAGAAGCUGAAACGGAUUCAGCUGCCAAGAAGAGUGCGUGA
Messenger RNA from Naumovozyma castellii, 1014 nucleotides. RefSeq names its product proteasome regulatory particle lid subunit RPN8 (gene RPN8). Lineage: Eukaryota; Fungi; Ascomycota; Saccharomycetes; Saccharomycetales; Saccharomycetaceae. The coding region runs from base 1 to 1014 and encodes 337 amino acids. The transcript has a single exon. The record is from RefSeq and is a predicted model, not a curated record.